UAACCACUACUUAUUCUUAAUUCAAUUCGUCAGGAACGGCUGAGUUUGAAAACUACUGCUCGACAUCUUUCAUUUAAUCUGAGUUCCAAUCAGUAAUGCAAGUAUUAUAUAUAGAUAGAAAAUGUAGGUAUUAGAUCCGAAAUCAGAUGAGACCGCUUGAAUGAUAAUCAUUUUACUGACAGCUGAUGUGCCUGGACUUGCCUGAUCGAAUAUUUUUGCGCGCAGGGUCAGAACAGUCUGGAGUCUGGACUCUGGACUGCUGGAUUUAAAGCCACCAGUGCCUCUGUUGUUUGCAUCGAUAACUAGCUAGCAGUCAGUCAAUUCCUAGUCGCUCAAUAAUAUAUAAACACGUGCGGUGCAGGUUAAGGCCAGUACUUAGUCGAAGGCCAUAUGACGUAUGAUUUAUAGUAUUUUUUAUUAAACAAUAUAAUGUGACAACGUUCAAAAAGUCGUCAAAUUGAAUUCCAAUUUUUAUCGCAUACUUGGAAUCUUACAAAUUUCUAGUGGCACCCUUGCACUUGCUAAGUGUAAACAUUCAUUUUUAAAAUUUCAUUUUCGUUCACAUCAUCAUGGUCGUCACAAUCAGUAAUGAACAAAUUGUUGCUAUGGGCAAUAUUUUAAAUGAUAAAACAAAACCAUUAAAUGAAAGAUUUCGUGCUCUGUUUACUUUAAAAAAUAUAAAAGAGGCAAAAUCAGUGGAACAAAUCAUUAAAUGUUUUGAUGACCCAUCUUCUCUAUUGAAACAUGAACUUGCUUAUGUUUUGGGACAAAUGCAACUUGAUGAAGCCAUUCCAAAAUUGAUUGAAGUUCUUAAAGACACAAAGCAAGAGGCAAUGGUUCGCCAUGAAGCAGGAGAGGCACUGGGAGCAAUUGGCAAUAGCAGUGUAAUACCUGUUUUAGAAGAAUACAGCAAAGAUCCUGUUGUAGAAGUUGCAGAAACAUGUCAGAUUGCUCUUAAUAAAAUAAAUUAUUCAAAAACUGGAAAUGAUGAACAGUAUCUUAAUGAUAAUUACAAAACUGUUGAUCCAGCACCUCCAUCUGGGUUAAAAGAUAUUAAUGAAUUGACUCGAAUAUUGCUAGAUGAAAACGAAACAUUGUUCAACAGAUAUAGAGCGAUGUUUAAUUUAAGAAAUAUUAAAAGUAAUGAUAGUGCCCUUGCUUUGUCAAAAGGUCUAAAAGCAAGUAGUGCAUUAUUCAGACAUGAAAUAGCUUUUGUUUUGGGUCAAUUAAAAGAAGAAAUCACUGCUCCAGCUUUAGAAGAAAAUCUAGCAGAUCCAAAUGAAAAUGAAAUGGUUCGACACGAGUGCGCCGAAGCUUUGGGAGCUAUAGCUUCACCUUACUGCUGGGAAGUUUUGAAAAAAUACGUGAAAGACGAAGCGCGAGUAGUGCGCGAAAGUUGCCUUGUAGCAUUGGACAUAUGUGAACACGAAAAUAAUGGAGAAUUUCAAUAUGCAAACGGUCUAUCGCAAAUCAUAUCGUCAUGAAAAAUUCAUUGUUACACUAGUAAAAGCAAGGAUAAUUUCGAAAACAAAAAUAAUUAUAUUAAUAAUAAGAAUAAAGUCAAUUUUACAUGAAACAAAAAAUUGGAAAAAAUGAAGGUGCUGGUCAUUUUUACUCUAAAGAACGUUGUGUAUCGCUGUACAAACUGUCGGAAUUUUAUUCUCUAAACUGGAUACAUUUCACCGCAACCACUCAUUAAUGUUCGGGUCAACGACGCGGCAGUAAUGAAUAUACGCAUAUAGCAGGCAAUCAUAAAAAUGCCCAGUCCAUUUUCCGCAGGCAAAAUAUCAUAUAUCAUUUGGUUCUUUCAGUAUCCGUGCACUUGUUACCACAUUUUCAUCCACAUAAGUCGACUCUUUUUUCUCUCUCAUUUUGUUCUCACGUGCAGAAAUGUUUCUGCAAGUGUAAUGUUUUAUUGCCACGUACAUCAAACGAGAACGUCAAUAGCGAUUGUUGCAUCGCUCGCUCACAGCUUGCAUGAGUGUAUAUAAUAAUAAAUACGAAUAUAUUUACACUUU
Trichogramma pretiosum is the source of this 2018-nucleotide messenger RNA. It is a transcript of the gene nero, whose product is annotated as deoxyhypusine hydroxylase. The coding region runs from base 570 to 1484 and encodes 304 amino acids. The transcript has 5 exons. Gene Ontology annotation, biological process: peptidyl-hypusine biosynthetic process. Gene Ontology annotation, molecular function: deoxyhypusine monooxygenase activity. NCBI's taxonomy places the organism in Eukaryota, Metazoa, Arthropoda, Insecta, Hymenoptera, Trichogrammatidae. The record is from RefSeq and is a predicted model, not a curated record.